This is a messenger RNA of Dendrobium catenatum, 4167 nucleotides long. RefSeq names its product pentatricopeptide repeat-containing protein At2g20540. NCBI's taxonomy places the organism in Eukaryota, Viridiplantae, Streptophyta, Magnoliopsida, Asparagales, Orchidaceae. The record is from RefSeq and is a predicted model, not a curated record. The transcript has 2 exons. The coding region runs from base 16 to 2814 and encodes 932 amino acids. Gene Ontology annotation, molecular function: protein binding; RNA binding. Gene Ontology annotation, biological process: RNA modification.
GAGGCCCAACGGCCAAUGCUCCCGCGCUUAAGAUCUGACCGAAAAGCCCUAGUCCUCCUCGGAUCAUGUCUCACCCGUCCUCGCCGCUCCUCCGGCGAACUCAAGCAAAUCCACGCCCACCUCCUCAUCUCCGGAGGAAUCUGCGAUCGCUUUGCUGCCGGAAAACUGAUCUCCUCUUUUGUAACUGUCGACCUACACUACGCCCUCCUCCUUUUCCGCUGCCUCCCCCAUCCUCCCUCCACCUUUCUCUGGAACACCCUUAUCGGCGCCUACACCAGCCGCAACCAACCGCUCUCCGCUUUCUCCCUCUUCUCCCGCAUGCUUGCAGCCGUACGCCUCCCCAACAACUAUACCUUCUCCUUUCUCCUUCGCUCUUGCAUCGCUAUCUCCUCUCUUUUCGUCGGUCAAGAGCUUCACGCGCUGAUCGAGAAGUUGGGGUGGGAGAACUACGAUUUCGUAUUGAAUGGUCUUGUUCAUUUAUACGCUUCCUGUGGCUGCAUGGGCGAUGCGCACAAGCUGUUCGACGUAUGCCAUCACCGAGAUGUUGUUACCUGGAGUGCCAUGGUUAAUGGAUACGUUAAGGGUGGACAAAUUGGUUUUGCAAGGGAGUUGUUUGACGAAAUGCCCGAGAGAAAUGCUGUUUCUUGGAGCACCAUGAUCACUGCUUAUGCGGGGGUUGGGAUGUUUACCGAGGCUUUGGAUGCUUUCAAUGAGAUGCAGGUUGCAGGGGUUGAGCCUAACCAUGCUGGGGUGGUGGGAACGCUCUGCGCUUGCGGUUUUCUUGGAGCUUUGGAUCAGGGCAAGUGGAUUCAUGCUUUCGUAGAGAGGAAUGGAAUGGAAUUAGAUAGGAUUCUAGGGACUGCACUGAUAGAUAUGUAUGCUAAGUGUGGUUGCAUUGAUAAUGCGGAUCAAGUGUUUGAGGAAAUGAUUGAAAGGGAUGUGUUUGCUUAUACGGCAAUGAUCUCAGGGUUUUCUAAUCAUGGGCAGAGUGAGAAGGCGAUUGAGAUGUUUGCCCGGAUGGAAGAGGAAGGGGUGAAGCCUAAUGAAGUGACAUUUAUUUGCAUCUUGAGUGCUUGUGGCAGACUUGGUUUAGUUGAGUUGGGAAAGCAUUUCUUUGAAAGUAUGGGCAGGGUUUAUGGAAUUGAACCAGGAGUGGAGCACUAUGGUUGCUUGGUGGAUCUUUUGUCAAGGGCUGGAUUGAUUGAUGAAGCGCAAAAGUUGAUAAGGGAAAUGCGAAUAGAGCCUGAUUCAUAUGUGUUGGGUGCCUUGCUCAAUGCUUGUAGAGUUCAUGGGGAGGUGGAGGUGGGAAAGGACAUUGUUGAGAGCCUAGUGGAAAUGGGCCUUGAUCAUAGUGGUGUUCAUGUGUUACUUUCAAAUAUGUAUGCAUCUUCUUUCAGGUGGGAAGAUGUGAGGAAGGUGAGGAGAGAGAUGGAGGAAAAUAAGGUUAGGAAAGUGCCUGGAUGUAGCAUGAUUGAGGUUGAUGGUGUGGCUUGUGAGUUUGUAGCUGGAGACCAAUCACACCCAUGUAUGGAUAAGAUUAUUCUCACUGUGAAGAGCAUGGACAAGCAACUGAAAUCCUUUGCCUCUCUUUUCGUCGGUCAAGAGCUUCACGCGCUGAUCGAGAAGUUGGGGUGGGAGAACUACGAUUUCGUAUUGAAUGGUCUUGUUCAUUUAUACGCUUCCUGUGGCUGCAUGGGCGAUGCGCACAAGCUGUUCGACGUAUGCCAUCACCGAGAUGUCGUUACCUGGAGUGCCAUGGUUAAUGGAUACGUUAAGGGUGGACAAAUUGGUUUUGCAAGGGAGUUGUUUGACGAAAUGCCCGAGAGAAAUGCUGUUUCUUGGAGCACCAUGAUCACUGCUUAUGCGGGGGUUGGGAUGUUUACUGAGGCUUUGGAUGCUUUCAAUGAGAUGCAGGUUGCAGGGGUUGAGCCUAACCAUGCUGGGGUGGUGGGAGCACUCUGCGCUUGUGGUUUUCUUGGAUCUUUGGAUCAGGGCAAGUGGAUUCAUACUUUCGUGGAGAGGAAUGGAAUGGAAUUAGAUAGGAUUCUAGGGACUGCACUGAUAGAUAUGUAUGCUAAGUGCGGUUGCAUUGAUAAUGCGGAUCAAGUGUUUGAGGAAAUGAUUGAAAAGGAUGUGUUUGCUUAUACGGCGAUGAUCUCAGGGUUUUCUAAUCAUGGGCAGAGUGAGAAGGCGAUUGAGAUGUUUGCCCGGAUGGAAGAGGAAGGGGUGAAGCCUAAUGAAGUGACAUUUAUUUGCAUCUUGAGUGCUUGUGGCAGACUUGGUUUAGUUGAGUUGGGAAAGCAUUUGUUCGAAAGUAUGGGCAGGGUUUAUGGAAUUGAACCAGGAGUGGAGCACUAUGGUUGCUUGGUGGAUCUUUUGUCAAGGGCUGGAUUGAUUGAUGAGGCGCAAAGUUUAAUAAGGGAAAUGCGAAUAGAGCCUGAUUCAUAUGUGUUGGGUGCCUUGCUCAAUGCUUGUAGAGUUCAUGGGGAGGUGGAGGUGGGAAAGGACAUUGUUGAGAGCCUAGUGGAAAUGGGCCUUGAUCAUAGUGGUGUUCAUGUGUUACUUUCAAAUAUGUAUGCAUCUUCUUUCAGGUGGGAAGAUGUGAGGAAGGUGAGGAGAGAGAUGGAUGAAAAUAAGGUUAGGAAAUUGCCUGGAUGUAGCAUGAUUGAGGUUGAUGGUGUGGCUUGUGAGUUUGUAGCUGGAGACCAAUCACACCCAUGUAUGGAUAAGAUUAUUCUGACUGUGAAGAGCAUGGACAAGCAAUUGAAGUCCUUUGGUGAUGACAAUUGUUUAAACCAUUUAAGCAAUCUAUGAAGAAUUGAAUUUCUAAUAUGAUUGGGAGGUGAAGUCAUCUUUACUGAUAUAUACAUGUCCAUUAGGUGAAUGCACAAGCCAUCCCUCGCUUUGGUCAAUAGGGUUUGAUAGUGAAUGUGAUAAAUUCAUAGCCUCACUUUUAAAGGCUUUCCACAGUGAACAAAUAAUUGGCAGAGAGAUAAAAAAGAACAGUUUUUAUCUCAAGAAAAAAACCCAUUGUCUUAUUGUAGCAUUUAAAAUAUUUUAAGUGGAGAAAAUGUCUUGGAUGAAGCUGGAAUCGAAGUUUAGAUCCUAGCUGAAAUCGACUCAAAACUGUUGAGGUAAUAAUUUUGCCAUUCCUUUUCCAUGAAAGUGAACGAAAAUUUAUAGAUUCAUCUUGUUCUAUCUAAUUUAGUCUGAUUUCUGGAGGCACCUUAUAUUUGUGAAUUUGGAGUUUCACAUGCAAUUUUGUUUUGUAUGAAAGAGUCUUGUUGUUUCCAUCACUAUAUACUUACAUGUAACUUUCACCUUCGGAUCUUUUAUUUCUGCCCAUCCAAGCAUAAAUUUGCACAUUAUACUUUACAUAUGACCUAUUUGAAUUGUUAGCUUUCACUAUUUGUGGGACAGGUGUCAUCUUGGAAAUGCGCUGAUGUUUUUUUAUUUAAUUCCAAACUUGUAUUCACAAAAUUUUGCUUCUUAUGCUGCUUUGUGCCAAUAUUUUUGUGUUAUGUUAACAGAAGGUUUGACAUAUUGCCCUCACUUUUAGCUGAACCGACCAAUCAAGUUUAUAAUCCUAGAGACAAAUAAUAUAGUGUUUUUUUUCAGAAAGCACAAGAAGUUGUUUUAACUCUUAGGCUUCGUUUGGGAUUGCUUUUUUUAUGCUUCUUAAAGUAGCUAGUACAAUUUUUUUAAAAUUUUUUACUAGAAAGCUGCUUUAAGAAGCAAUGAGAAAACUGUCCCAAACGAAACCUUAAUGUUUGGUUGUGUUGUUCAUCUAUCAAGUCUAGGAGGACAGGAUUUGGCUCUUACCAUUGAUCAUGUAAUGAUGUCUGUGCCAAAUAAAAUAUACUGAUGUUAUUGUCUAUCCAUGAUGAUUAGAAUGAUUAUUUUUCUUCUGGAUGAUGAUCAGUUGUUGUUGAUUCAGUAACAUCAGUUUAUGAAGAAAUUGAAGAUAAUAUUAGAUUAUUGUAAUCAAAGUAUCUCUCAACUCAGCUGUGUAUUAUACUUUUCAAGUCUGUUUUCUCGCCCCCUCAUUUUCUUUUACCUGCUUAAUCUACUCUUUAUUGUUUUGCCCGUCAAAUACUAUCUUGAUAUGCGCAUAUACAGUAUAUAGAGAAGACCAGUAAGGCUUUAGAAAAAGGAGUUCAAAUUGCA